UUUCGAUAUUGCUCUCACCUUGAAAACCCGAACCAACUCAACAUUCUCACCUGAUGCUUACAUGUUUUGUCUUCACCCCUUCUUUAUUAUUUUCUCCAAUCCCUCCAAUCACUCUCUUUCUUUUUUUGCAAAAAAAUUGUAUAUCAGUAUCCAAGUGGGAAUUUGAGUGUUCAUUUUCCUCUCGUUUUCUCUUCAGCCACCAUUUUCUGCAGCUCCUCUCUGUUUCUACAAUCCCACAAGAAUAGCGCGGGGAUAGCAUAAACAAAUUGCAGAGAUGGUGGAGAUAACCAAUGUUUCUGAGUAUGAAGCCAUUGCUAAGGAGAAAUUGCCAAAGAUGAUUUAUGACUACUAUGCAUCUGGUGCAGAGGACCAGUGGACUCUCAAGGAGAAUGAAAGCGCAUUUUCGCGGAUUUUGUUUCGACCUCGUAUUCUUAUAGAUGUAAGCAAGAUAGACUUGAGAACAACUGUUUUGGGCUUCAACAUUUCGAUGCCGAUCAUGAUUGCUCCAACAGCCAUGCAGAAGAUGGCUCACCCUGAAGGUGAGUAUGCAACGGCAAGAGCAGCAUCCGCAGCUGACACAAUUAUGACACUGUCGUCUUGGGCUAGUUCCAGUGUUGAAGAGGUUGCGUCAACAGGACCUGGCGUUCGCUUUCUCCAACUCUAUGUGCACAAUGACAGAAAUGUUGUUGCACAGCUUGUAAAAAGAGCUGAGAGGGCCGGUUUCAAGGCAAUAGCUCUCACUGUGGACGCUCCGAGGCUUGGGCGCAGGGAGGCAGAUAUCAAGAACAGAUUUGUUUUGCCACCAAACUUAACAUUGAAGAACUUCGAGGAUUUGGAUCUCGGAAAGAUGGAUAAGACCAAUGAUUCUGGACUUGCAUCGUAUGUUGCUGGACAAAUUGACCGGUCUCUCAGCUGGAAGGAUAUACAAUGGCUUCAGACAAUCACCAAAUUACCAAUUCUUGUUAAGGGUGUAAUUACUGCGGAGGAUGCACGACUAGCUGUACAAUAUGGAGCUGCAGGAAUUAUCGUCUCCAACCACGGAGCUCGCCAACUCGAUUAUGUCCCUGCAACUAUUAUGGCACUGGAAGAGGUCGUUAGAGCGGCACAAGGCCAAAUUCCUGUGUUUUUGGAUGGUGGAGUAAGGCGAGGAACGGAUGUUUUUAAAGCUCUGGCCCUUGGUGCAUCGGGCGUAUUUAUUGGUAGACCGGUGGUGUUCUCGUUAGCAGCAGAUGGUGAGGCUGGUGUAAGGAAAGUUCUUCAAAUGCUUCGUGACGAGUUUGAGCUAACCAUGGCAUUGAGUGGUUGCCGUUCGCUGAAGGAGAUCACGCGGAACCACAUUAUAACUGAAUGGGAUCGUCCUCGCAUUGCACCGAGAUUAUAAGAUGAUCACAUUUAUUUUUUGUGCAAUGAUUGAACUGUCAAUUUUUUUUCUGUCUUGAACUAAAUAUAUUUGAGAACUCAACUUCUGUAUUGGGAAUAAAAUGGAGUCAAUAUUGGUUUAAGUUUU
This is a messenger RNA of Malus domestica (apple), 1507 nucleotides long. RefSeq names its product glycolate oxidase 1-like. Gene Ontology annotation, cellular component: peroxisome. Gene Ontology annotation, molecular function: (S)-2-hydroxy-acid oxidase activity; FMN binding. Lineage: Eukaryota; Viridiplantae; Streptophyta; Magnoliopsida; Rosales; Rosaceae. The record is from RefSeq and is a predicted model, not a curated record.